Diospyros lotus (date-plum) is the source of this 2463-nucleotide messenger RNA. RefSeq names its product U-box domain-containing protein 15. The transcript has 4 exons. Gene Ontology annotation, cellular component: nucleus; cytoplasm. Gene Ontology annotation, biological process: cell surface receptor signaling pathway; protein ubiquitination. Bases 261 to 2213 code for a protein of 650 amino acids. Lineage: Eukaryota; Viridiplantae; Streptophyta; Magnoliopsida; Ericales; Ebenaceae. Gene Ontology annotation, molecular function: ubiquitin-protein transferase activity; protein binding. The record is from RefSeq and is a predicted model, not a curated record.
AACUUUUAAAAAAGCCUCUUCUAGUUCUAUAUUUAUUGAAGAAGUUCCCUUUCCCGCGAAAUGAGGAGUCGAAACCGAAAAGGUCGCUCCAAUCCACCAUUAAACCAAAAGAAAGAAAACAAAGGUUGUUCCUCACACUUAUGAAUUGCGCAAGAAAUCGCCAUUAAUCUCCUGAUCAGGCCUCCUGCUGUGUGGUCCCCUUCCUUCUGCCAAUCAGACGAUCCAAAUCAUUGGCAGCAUAGGAACAUUCACUUUUAACUAUGUUGAAGACCACCCAGACGCUAGCUGCAGCUGGAGAGGGAAAGACUGGGAGCGAAAGAGGGUUCUUGGAGGAAGAAGGUGGAUUGGAUCCCGUAAAUGCCAAUGACAAGAUGGACUUGAUUCAAGAACUCAUUGCCAUGGUCGACUCUGUCCAUUCCAUUGGCGAGUUUAGGAAGACGCAGAAGAAAGAGGCCUGUGUUCUCAUGCGGCGACUCAAGCUCUUGUUACCUCUUCUGGAGGAGAUUAGGGAUGGCGAGCCGGUUCCGGAGGCAGCCAUGGUUUGUUUGAGUAAUCUCAAGAAGGCGUUUGUUGCGGCCAGGAAAUUAUUGAAGAUGUGUACUGAGGGCAGCAAGAUUUUUCUGGCAUUUGAAAGCGAGGAAGUCAUGGUUAGGUUUCGUUCGGUUUAUGAGAAACUAAGCCAAGCUUUUGAUGGAAUGCCUUACAAUGAGAUUGGCAUUUCAGAGGAAGUGAAAGAACAGGUUGAGCUAAUGCGGCUGCAACUUAAGAGAGCAAAAAAGCGAUCAGAUACUCAAGAUAUGGAGCUUGCAAUGGACAUGAUGGUUAUCCUAUCCACAAAAGAGGACAUAAAUGGAGAUAGAGCAAGCAUAGAGAGGCUGGCCAACAGUCUCGGCCUACAUACCAUUGGGGACCUAAGGGUAGAAACUCAAGCUGUACGGGAACUUACAAGAGAAAGACCCCAAAAUACUGAAAGCAACCGGCAACUCAUAGAUCUGUUGAGCAAAUUCAAACGAAUUGCAGGACUUGAAGAUAAUGAUGUUCUUGAUGAUCCUGCUGAGCCUAAAACUUUGGCAAAGUCUCCUUCUUUGGCAAUCCCUAAUGACUUCCUUUGUCCUAUCACAUUAGAGAUAAUGACAGACCCUGUCAUUAUUGCAACUGGACAGACAUAUGAACGAGAAAGCAUACAGAAGUGGUUGGAUUCUGAUCAUCGAACCUGCCCAAAGACUGGGCAAGUUUUGUCUCACUUGUCACUAGCACCAAACUUUGCUCUUCGAAAUUUGAUUCUGCAAUGGUGUGAGAAGAACAAUUUUCAGCUCCCCAAGAAGGAAGCUCCUACAAGCUCCUCUGUGGAAUGUAAUGAAGAGAUCUCUUCCUUGGUUCAAAACCUAUCUUCUAGUCACUUAGGAGAGCAGAGAAAGGCCGUGAGAAAGAUCCGAACACUCACCAAAGAUCGUCCAGAAAGCCGAGUUUCAAUAGCCAACAGUGGAGCAAUCCCACCACUUGUUUGCCUUCUGUCCUAUCCGGAUUCAAAGAUCCAAGAGGAUGCGGUUACAGCGCUGUUAAACUUGUCCAUUGAUGAAACAAACAAGAAACUCAUAACCCAAGAGGAGCCCAUUCCAGCCAUAGUUGAAGUCCUUCAGCGUGGAACCGUGGGAGGCAAAGAGAAUUCUGCAGCAGCUUUGUUCAGCUUAUCGAUGUUGGAUGAAAAUAAAGCAAAAAUAGGGCUAUUAAAUGGCAUACCACCCCUGGUGGAUUUGCUUCAGACUGGGACAAUCAGAGGCAAAAAAGAUGCCGUCACUGCUCUGUUUAACCUCUGCCUAUGCAAUGCGAACAAGGACAGGGCUGUUGAGGCCGGGAUCAUUGCAUCAGCAAUCGAAUUGCUCAAGAACAGGACCUUGGACAUGGUUGAUCAGUCCCUCUCAUUGCUGCUGCUUCUUGCCUCACAUCCAGUUGGGAGGAAAGCGCUCGAACAGCUAUCAGUUGUUCAGAUUCUUGUGAGUUUCAUCAAAGAAGGGACCCCCAAGAACAGGGAGUGUGCAACAGCUGUACUGCUCGAGUUGUGUUUGAAGAAUUCAAACAUCAUUCUAGCUGCUCUUCAGGAAGGUGUGUAUGAAGAUAUGGUGGAACUUUGCAAGAAUGGGACCAAUAGAGGCCAGAGGAAAGCUAGUGCACUUUUGCAGCUGAUGACCAAGUCUGAACAAAUUCCUUGGUGAUUCGGAUAAGGUAGAGAAGUAACUUAAGGGUGGCGAGUUAGCACUUUCUUCUCUCCUAAUUGCUUUGUAAAAUCUGACUUGUUAAUCAUAAUGCCAGAGGUUGAAGCAUCAGAAAAGAAGAUUUGUCGAGCAUGCUGUGUAUUUUACUCAUUGAUCAACUUUUUGUUGCCUUAUUUGAUGUUGUAAGCUUGAAACUUGAAACCAAAAGGAAAAUGCUUAAAUUUGGAACAUCUUGACUCUGCGUACUCAA